Messenger RNA from Malassezia globosa CBS 7966, 1848 nucleotides. RefSeq lists its product as uncharacterized. Gene Ontology annotation, molecular function: 5-aminolevulinate synthase activity; pyridoxal phosphate binding. The record is from RefSeq and is a predicted model, not a curated record. Gene Ontology annotation, cellular component: mitochondrion. Gene Ontology annotation, biological process: heme biosynthetic process. The transcript has a single exon. Bases 1 to 1848 code for a protein of 615 amino acids. NCBI's taxonomy places the organism in Eukaryota, Fungi, Basidiomycota, Malasseziomycetes, Malasseziales, Malasseziaceae.
AUGAGCCAGAACGGCGGUGGCGGUGGUGCUCUGCUCUCCCGCGCUAAGCAGUGCCCGUACAUGAGCCAGUGCAUCGCCGAGUCAGAUCGAUCAGACAUGGUAGCACCGUCUGACGUGAAAGUGGGAGGUGCUUCGGGCUCUGAAAAGAUGUCACCACAUUCUCUGCCCAAGCCGCUCUUGGAGCGCACCGGUGGCGUCUGCCCUGUGUCGCAGAAGCGCACGUAUGCUACACAAAGCAGCAUGGCCAAGGCAUCGAUAGCCCCGAUGAAUGCAAUGAAUGCUCCAUCGCACGUCGCUCACACCAAGUAUUCGUCGGCGCCCGUGCAGAAACGCACGCCAGGCUCGGGCAUGGGACCGCUGCCUGAGCCAGCACCAUCGAAGGGGCCAGGCUUCGAUUUCGAACGCUUCUACUACGAGGAGUUGAAGCAGAAGCACGAUGGAAACACGUAUCGAUACUUCAACAAUGUGAAUCGACUCGCGCAAAAGGCGCCGAUGGGACAUCUGACGGAGAGCGAAGCACACGAAAUCACUGUGUGGUGUUCUAACGAUUACCAAAACAUGUCUCGACACCCGCGCGUCCUUGCUGCGAUGGCCGAGACCCUAAGCAAGUAUGGUGCAGGCGCAGGGGGAACACGCAACAUUGCGGGCCACAACAUGCAUGUGGAACGAGCUGAGGAGGUAUUGGCUCGUCUGCACCGCAAGGACGCCGCGCUCGUAUUUGGCUCGUGUUACGCCGCGAACGAUGCGACACUCACGGUUCUAGGCUCAAAGUUGCCUGACUGUGUGAUUCUGAGCGACGCAAGUAACCAUGCGUCGAUGAUCCAAGGCAUCAAACACAGUGGUGCGAGGAAAAUGAUUUACAAGCACAACGACAUGGCCGACCUUGAAGCGAAGCUGAAGAGCUUGCCGGUGUCGACGCCAAAAAUCAUUGCUUUUGAAUCCGUGUACAGCAUGUGUGGCACGGUCGGCCCAAUCGAAGAGACUAUUGCCCUUGCGAAGAAGUAUGGUGCGAUAACGUUUUUGGAUGAAGUGCAUGCUGUCGGCAUGUAUGGUCCACAUGGCGCUGGUGUUGCUGAGCACUUGGACUGGAUGCUGAAUGCCACGAUGCCGCCAGGUCGGCUUCGUGGUACCGUCAUGGACAACAUUGACAUCAUCACUGGCACCUUGGGCAAGGCGUAUGGCAAUGUGGGUGGCUAUAUUGCUGGCUCCCAUCGCAUGGUGGACCUGAUUCGUUCUUAUGCACCGCAGUUUAUCUUUAGCACGACACUGCCUCCGUCUGUGCUCGUCGGUGCCGCGACGGCUGUCGAGGUGCUGAUGGAGUCGAACCACACUCGGCAGUUGCAGCAAAUUCGCACUCGCGAGCUGAAGAAUGCUUUACUAGAUGCAGGCAUUCCUUUGCAAAGCAACCCAUCGCACAUUGUGCCUGUGCUCGUUGGCUCAGCCGAAAAGGCCAAGCAAGCAUCAGACCUUCUGCUGAACCAGCACGGCUGCUAUGUACAGCCUAUUAACUAUCCCACGGUCGCCACGGGUCUUGAGCGCUUGCGUAUCACUCCGACGCCUCAGCACACAUCGCAUCACGUGCGUCAGCUCGUGCAGGCUCUGCAGCAGGUGUGGGACCAGUUGGGUCUCCGUUCUGUGCAGGACCUGCUUGCUGCACCCCGCGACGGCUCUGAUCCGCUUGCUGACCUCUUCCGUCGCUCGCAGUUUGAGGAUGAUACGUCGCCGCUAUGGAGCGAUGCGAUGCUGGCUCUCCCAAGUGAAAUGAUCAUUGGCAGUUCCUCGGCGGCUUUCCGCUGCGGCUGCAACUCGGCGCAGGUGCCAACGGCUACACCCUCGUUGCUCUCGUAA